CACCUUCCCAUUGACUUCAAUCCUACCAAUUUUCUCAAUCAAUUUAAUCUAUCUACAGAAAAAUCAGUAUAAAUAGAAUUGCGGAGCCGGAUUUAAUCGAAAUUCUUAAUAUUUAUCCCACCACUGCCGAUCAUGGCGUCUCCGUCGUCGUCAACGGCUGCAGCAACCACAAACAUCAUGCUAGCAAUAUACGAGAAGAAGACCAACUCUUUAGACCUUUACCGUCCGUUGCGGAACUACAUAGUGAUCAAUUACGGCGAACGUGAGGCUCAGAACUUGGAGGACGAUCUCCAAACCCUCAAGGAACUUCGAACCGACAUGGAACGUGGCCCUACUCCGGCCGAUUCUCUCCCGGCGCGGCGUGAUCUUCUCCAGAAGUAUUAUCGAGCUCUUUGCGCUGUGGAGUCGAGGUUCCCUAUUUCUCCCGAUAAAGACCAUAUUAGUACGGUCACGUUCACUUGGUUUGAUGCGUUCAAAAAUAAACAGAGAGCUGCCCAGCAAAAUAUUCAUUUAGAAAAAGCUGCAGUGUUGUUUAAUUUGGGGGCAGUCCAUAGUCAAAUGGGGCUGAGUUUUGACCGAUCAGGGGUUGAUGGGCGAAAGCAGGCAUCUCAUGCUUUUAUAGCAGCAGCUGGUGCAUUUGCCUUUUUGAGGGAUAAUGUGGCAAUGAAGGCAUCAAUGGGUAGCUCAACAUCUGUGGAUGUGUCAGUGGAGUGUGUUGGAAUGCUGGAGAGACUGAUGUUGGCUCAGGCUCAGGAGUGUGUUUUCGAGAAUACUAUUGCCAAGGGCAACACUCCUGGGGUUUGUGCAAAGAUUUCCAGACAGGUUGGACUAUAUUAUGAGGAGGGUCUGGCAGCUCUGAAUGUUGCACCUCUCAACCAGCACUUUGAUAAGAACUGGCUAGCUCAUGUUCAGCUUAAAGCAGCCUUGUUUUAUGCAGAGGCUUGCUACAGGUACAGUUUGGAGCUCCAUGAGAAGGAAGAGAUAGCUGAGGAGAUUGCCCGUUUGAAGAGUGGGGUUGCUGCAUUGACUGAGGCAAAGAAAUCAUGUCCAAGGGGGGCAGCUCAGCAGCUUCUGGAUGCAAUGACCAAAUUAGAAUCAACCCUGAACCGCAACUUGGAGAGGGCUGUGAAGGAGAAUGAAAGAGUCUACUUAAUGAGGGUUCCUACUGCCAGUUCUUUGCCGCCACUUCCUGCUUUUUCAUUGGUGAAGCCUAUGCCAAUGAAUGAGGUGUUGGAUGCAAGCAAGGAGAAAAUGUUUGUGAGGCUUGUUCCUGAUAGCAGUGCAAAAUCUCUUUCAAGAUAUACAGAAAUGGUUGAUGACAUUAUCAGGAUGCAAGCUGAGAAAUUACAACAGGCAAGUGAGCUAGCCCGAGUGAGGCUGAAGGAGAUGGACUUACCCGAUUCUAUUCUUGCUUUGGAAGGGAAUUCCACUCUUCCAACAGAUCUUAAAGAAGAUGUAGAGGCUGUGCAAGUUUGUGGGGGCCCAGCUGGUUUAGAGGGUGAGUUACAGCAACUUAAAGAUUUGAGGAGGGUGGACCAAGAAUUGUUGGUGCAGACAGAGGAGCUCCUGCAAAAAGAGGCAACAGAAGAUGCACAGUUCAGAAGCCAAUUUGGAACACGGUGGACUAGACCACAAUCUAGUACUUUAACAAAGAACUUGCUAGAUCGGCUUAAUAGGUUUGCUGCGAACUUGAAGCAGGCAGCAGAAAGUGAUGGACGGAUAGAGCGAUCUGUGAGAGAUCAUUCGGCACUAAUGUCAAUCCUUGAUCAUCGCCCAAUUGAAUCUGCAUUACCCUCGCUGUCAAGGCCCAUAAUGUCAUUAGAUGCAAAUGAAGAUGCUGUAGUGGGAGCCCUGAAACAGAGCUUGAGGCAAUUGGAGACUCUUGGUGCUCAGAGGGCAGGUCUUGAAGACAUGCUAAAAGAGAUGAAGAGGAAGGAUGACAUACUACCAAAGUUGAUGACGUCGACUGGUUCGCAUGAGGAUCUCUAUAGGAAGGAAAUUGCAAAGUAUGAUCAUAUUUGUCAAGAAAUUGCGCAAAAUGUUGAGGGACAAGAACAGCUGUUGAUGCAUAUUCAGGUUCAAAAUGAUAACUUUGCAGCAGUUUUUAAUCUUGAAGAUUUCAAAGCUUCUCGAGAGAAGAGCUACAAGCAAAUAGAAGCUGCAAUAGCUAAGUAUCGAGAAAUUAAGGAGAACAUAAAUGAAGGACUGAAGUUCUAUGUUACUCUUCAGGAUGCUAUCACAAAUAUAAAGCAACAGUGUAGUGAUUUUGUGAUGACACGGAACAUUCAGUGCCGGGAGAUGAUUGAAGAUGUUCAGAGACACAUUGCAGGUCUCAGUUUUCAGGAUAACAAGAGUACGGGUGGUUACAGUUAUCCUGCAGCUGGACAGCCCCAUCAGACUCCAAGGCCAAACUCCCAACAGCACACAGAACCUGUGCAUGUGUCCAACCCUUCACAUCCACCAACUCCUCCAUACCAGCCCCAGCAGCAGCCAACAAUGGCAGGAUAUGCUCAAUCUCCUUCCCCUUAUGUCUCUCCGCCACAACAAGUACCACCUCCUUAUCACGUACCAGCUUCAGGUUCUCCAUACCCACCCCCACAGCAUCAACAGCAGCCUCCUGUUACCCAUGAGUAUGGCCAGCCUGCCUAUCCUGGAUGGCGUGGUCCAUACUAUAAUGCAGCUCCUCAACCAGGAUCCAUGCCUAGGCCCCCUUACACCGUCCAACCCCCAUAUCCUCCUAACCAGAGUGGCUACUACAGACAAUAGUCAUAUUUGCAAUUCUAUUGCCCAUAGUAUGUGUAUUUUGUAGUUCCUUUUUUAUUUUCUCCCGCCUGGAGCAGGGACGACGAACCAAUGUAGGUAGAUAAUUUUUUUUUGUUUUUAUCAACUUAUAAAUUGGUCUAUUGAGUCUGUGAUGAACAAAAAGCUUGCCUGAUAACUAUACUUGCCUUAUAAAUUGGUCCAUCUUUUUUCUUGGUUGGCAAAAGUGAUCGUAUUCACGAUCC
Molecule: messenger RNA, 3005 nt
Organism: Coffea eugenioides
Lineage: Eukaryota; Viridiplantae; Streptophyta; Magnoliopsida; Gentianales; Rubiaceae
Product: vacuolar-sorting protein BRO1
Exons: 9
Coding region: 133-2766 (877 amino acids)
Biological process (GO): protein transport to vacuole involved in ubiquitin-dependent protein catabolic process via the multivesicular body sorting pathway
Cellular component (GO): endosome
Molecular function (GO): protein binding
Source: RefSeq, a predicted model, not a curated record